Molecule: messenger RNA, 11344 nt
Organism: Cataglyphis hispanica
Lineage: Eukaryota; Metazoa; Arthropoda; Insecta; Hymenoptera; Formicidae
Exons: 11
Coding region: 1252-8220 (2322 amino acids)
Source: RefSeq, a predicted model, not a curated record
UUCGCGGUACUUCAAAAUGACAGUUUCCACCGCAGGAAUAAUAGUCUGGCAGUUCGCUGUGGAUUGUUUCUGCUCCGAAAACUUUGCGAUGCGUUUCGGUAAUUUGCCUCGAUAACGCGCUGACAGAACUCGCUGCAAAAUCGAAAGCAAAGUUUGCGAUUCUACGAUCGAUCAACUAAUCGCAAUGCAAACAGCACUUCGUACACAAGAAAUUAGCAUUGCACGACACAUUACAAAAAAUGUAUUUAAUGUAAUUGUAAUUAUCAUUGCUGUUAAAAUUGCUGAAUACAUUCGGAUACGUCGAAGAAGUCUGAAAAAGGUCAAAGAUAAUAUCAAACUUAUUCUAUCAAGAUGUGAUGAUUUGUUUGUUUAUUGGGAAAAUCCUCUCAUCUAUUUACGUCACCGCUUCUAGUUGCAGAAACUGUUGAUGAAUCAUCGAGUUUAUACGUGCCAUCUAAUAUAAUUAAUGUAAAAUUCUGUCGAAAUCUAGUUAUUGUCUCCGAUCGCGUCACAAUCCUCGUAUUGGCGCGAUGAAAGCAUCAACCCCGUAUUCCUAUGUUUUGCGUCCUUGCAUUAUGCGUCGCGUGAGCCAAUAAUGAAUAAUCCAGAGGCUACUCUUCUACGGAUUCCUUUUUUAGAAAUUCAUCGGACACGCGUAAAUCCACCGUGCAAUUUCUGGUAGCAGUAAUCUUUCGAGAAAACCUCGAGUCGCUGGAAACCGCACGGCAGCGUCUCGUAAAUCCCGCCGUGUCGUCAUCGAAGGACAAAGAGAAGAAGUUAUCCUUUGCGUGGCGAAUCGCGUUACACUUUGCGGGAGCGAACCGAGAGAAACGAGAGGCAGCUCCCGGUUGUGCGUCGUGAAGAACGGAUCGCGACUCCGAAAGUGUCGCGACUUGGCGGUCGGCAAACUUGAACAAGCCUGGUCACGGGAAUUCCUCCCCAGUGCAGUGAGCAAUAAAUGCAGCGCGGCAUGCAGUCGUCGUGACGCGUUCGCAGCGCAAAGUCGCGGCGAGAGAGACAGACGAUAGAACUGAUGCAACCCACAAUUGCAUCCCGUUCAUGUCCCGCGGCAUUGACUGCCGAGACGAGAGACACGGAAUUGCACCACGUCCAUCGCACUGUAAUCGUCCAGAUAACGCAGUAGUCCAUUUAUAUCGAAGAUAACAGCGACGAUACUCAGCGAAUAAAAGAAUCUCGCGUUACUCCUUGUCUUCGAUAAGACGCGUCUACGAUGCCGCCUUGCGACGAAAGAUGAGCGAUGAAAUAAUUUCCAAGUCCAACAACAUUUCCUUCGUGGACGAGGAUGCGCCUAAUGCGGACAGCGGCGCCUCUCGUCCCAUCGCUUCAUGGAUCACGUCGAAGAGAUUGACAAACGCCGAGGCGGGGGACGCGUGCUUGCGGAACGUGCGGUGCUUCACGACCUUUUCGGCUUCCGGUCCGUCGGCGAUCGCGAGUCGGGACCUGUCGGCAUUUGACAACGGCAAGAUGCUCAAUCAUCGGCGGGAGUCGCUUCAGCAACGUCACGCGCGACAAUCGUCCGUCUCGAGAAGAGAUCAGAACGAAGAAAUCGAGAGCGCGUCGCAGCGUUACGAAAACGUGGUGCUGAGAUACCAGAAACCGAGGCCGCAAUCUAAGCGACAGAUCAGCCGGGAACAUCAGCAGCAGCAGCAGAACAAUAACUCGAGCAGCGACGAGAGCGUCGCGAGAAACAAGUCAAAGAGCACCAGCUCGAUCGACGCACAAUCAGUGAACAAUAUUCUGGACGAGUACGAGGAUCUUGAUUAUUGCAGAUCGUCGGAUCUUAGCGACGUGGGCAAUAUUAACGUGACGAAUUUCGAGGCGAUAAUAAUGGAUCAACAAAAGCGGCAGCAGCAACAAGAAAGAUCGAAAGUAUCUGGCGCGAAAAUUCAGAUUAAAUCGAUUCCAACGAGGGAGAAGAUUCAACCGGUAUUAAAGGUGAACCAGCAGACUCAGGUGAGACAGCGUUCGCGGGACAGACAGAAGGAUUCCAGCAAAGCGCAUCAACAGGAUAAUUGUCGCGCCUCGUCGCCAACGACGACAGACGCGAUCGAGAGCGGUCGCUCGAAGAUGCCUGAGAUGUUGCUACGCAGAGGAGAGGUCCAGAAGCGGGUGGACGAGUGGCUGAAUCAGGCGCACAAUCAGAACUUUCCGUUGUCCCCUCGCGAAAAACCCCUAACAAGGUCCAACAGCAGCGCCGAACAAAAAAGCCAGCGAAGAUAUCGCGUCCAGGACUCGCAAUCGCGUUCGAUCGACGAGGCGAAGAGUAAAUUGAACGGUGGUGCCUCGUCGAGCUACGACGAUCUGACUCGGAUGGAUCAUAAGAUGGAGCGUGACAAGCCGGAGAGAGUGAAUGUUGGCGUAAACACCAGCAGAGGCACAUACAAAGAAUAUUUAGCGAUGAGGAGCAAAAUCAAGCAGCAAGAUUACGGUUUCGGCGCUCAGUCAAACGUCGCGUCGUCUAGAUCUGGCGAUUCCAAUCCGGCUUCCAGAAUCCCUCAGAGAGAGCCCUUAGGUUCGAGCUUCAGGUCCAGGCGCGCUGGAAUAACUUCGGAAGAAAAGAACCCGACCGAUGGCAGGAAUGCGAAUUUAAUGAAGACGAAAAACGAAUCCAAUCACGGUAGAACGACCGUUAAUAGCUCCAAGACGGCCGAAGCAUCUACCGUUACAUCAACGACAACGGCGUCAAUUAUUUCCUGUAGAAAGCCAUCGCUGAAGCGUUCUGGGAAUGUCGCGGAUCAGAAUUGUGCGGUGGCGCGUUUGCUCGUUAAGGAAGAGACAGAUCCGCGCUUGCCGCGCGGAGCAGGCUUCUCGAAGGGCCCACUGUCGGCCGCUAACCUUGGUGACCAAGGUGAGCUGAUCUCCCCAAAUAAGGAUGGAGAAAGUAGGCGACCAGGUGCUGCGGCAAGCGGGCCGAUGCCGCGACUCGCCGCCGAUAAAGCGAUCGAGGCGAUCUGUAAAUCAACGGAAGCGCCGACGAGUUGCGCCGCUGACCCUUCCCGAGACAAUCCGCCGAGAAUCGCCUCGAUGGAAUCGGGAAUGGCAAUCGAAUCACGACGUCGAUUACAGAUUUCCAGCGAUGUUCGUAGGGACGCGAUAUCGAUCGAUCAAUCGCGACAGGAGCAACCGAGCUACGGUUUGACAGUUGGCGCUCACGUGCGGGCUCUCCAAGGUCAAGCGGAGUCGCGCAGCGGUCUAAGAAUCAGAUGUCAUCAAGUCGGAGGAACAUCGAUGGAGAUCAGAAAGCCACCGGUCUUUUCGCGCAAAGAUCUCGCCGCGUCUCCUUCGCGAGACGUCGAAGCACAGAAUCCAACUAGGACGUCGAUCGACGUAACUUCCUCGAGCUUCAAGCCGAACAAUCGAGCCUACAUCGCGACAAACGAUUCGCAAAAACAAUCAAACGAGCAGAACGUCACGGAAUCCAAGAUCGCAAUCUGCGAGGCCGUCCCGUCUGGCAAAAUCACGCGUUAUACCUCACCCGAUCACGUGGAGAGGAUUUAUGAGCGUAGUCUACAACCGCAAGUGAUCCAUGCGGAUAAUCUCGAAUCGAUUCUUCGUCCUUCGCUACAAAUGUCGCCUUACGGUGAAAGAAUUGGCGCUUCCAGAUCAGAUCGAGACUCGUCCGUCAAACAAUGUGAAACAACAUUGGUUCUCGAAGACGAUUCGUUCGACAGAAUCGGCGAGUCGCGACACGAACAUCUCGAGACUAUCGAGGAGGACGAUCGGAAGAGCGAAGAUUCCGCCUGCAAGUAUCCAGAGAUUGGCUUGAAGCAGUGCUUGAAGGUGCAACAGAGUCUGCCGAACAGUAAAUCGAGAGAAUCGGCGGAUAAGAGAAAGGACAGUUCGAAUUAUGCCAAGGACCAGCAACAUCUGGUUGUCUUUAACGAGCCUGCGAGAACUUUCGCGACUUUCCAAACGACAUCACCUUGUCAGGGUAAUGUCAAGUCAAGUGUCCAGUCUAAAUCUUUGGAGAUAAAGGAAUCCAAGGAAGAGAUUAAACAAAAUUCAAACGAGACAACGAUGAUUCUUCAGGAUCUAGUGACUGGCUAUCAAAACGCGUCGCGAGACGAUCAGGAUCGACUGACGAUCCAUUCGCGGGAAAAUAGCAAUCUGUCAACUGCUACAAUUCCUAUCGAUGAACUAGAGAAUCAAAAAAAUUCAAGGUUAAAGACUGAGGGAGAAUCUUCUCGGAAUAGACUUCAGUUUAGUGAAAUGUUGCAAGAUCGCGUUGAAGAGACAACGAAGAAUGCUGAAGAGCGCGGUGCGGUGAUCAAUGAAGUUCUUGUUAAAAAUCUGCGAUUUGAGCAAGAUUUGCCGGAAAUUGCGGCCGAAACAAAAGUGGAUCAUAGUGUUCAGCCGGUGAAUUUUCAUAAUAUUUUGUGCGACGAUUACGAGAACGAGAAGUUGAGGAAGAGAAAAAUAUAUAUGACGAAGGAGGAGAUAGAUCACCAGAGACUAAUAGAUAUGCUGAAGAAGGGAGACUUGGAGGCGCUAAAGACGGAGCUGGAGAGGAGUUAUACGCUCUCGACCCCGGGGGGUAGCAGCCCCGUUUGUUGUCCGCCUUGCAGCCCGCCACCCGCGCCGGCCGCAUACAUAUCGAGCGCGCGCGCAUCCUCGCGCAGACUCGCCGGAAGUGGCCCCGGCGGGCCCACAUCCCCGGAAAGGGAUCCCUUGGGAAGACUGUUAAGAUUCCUGAAGACCUUCUACAGGGAGCUGGGCACCCGCGAUCCGCCUCACCUGCCAUCAUGGGCAUCCCCGCUCCCGCUCGGUACCCUAUGUCCGGCGCACUUUCAGCCGCAUUUGCAGUUGGUGCAUAAAAGCGAGCAGGAGCACCGUUUAGAGAACAUCAAACCCGACCAGAUCUUUGCCCCCGUCAGGCUAAGCGACGGCACGGUGUCCGAGGCGCCGCGGCGGGUCGCCGUCGAGGGUGGUCCCGGGAGCGGGCGGACCACUCUCUGUCUGCGACUACUGCAUCAAUGGGCGACCCAGAGCGACGGUCCCGCUCUGGCCUUUAUCGUGCCGCUGCGCGAACUUCGCGGCAGUCCUGUCCUAAAUUAUCUCGCGCGAGAAUUGUUGCCGAGGACGGCCGCGUUGGGCGACGCGGUCGCCCAAGUCUGGCGCACGUUGCAUUUGAUGGAGGACCGCGUGCUCUUCGUUCUGGACGGUUACGAUGAGUGCGUGGGCGGCCGAGCGUCCCUCGGCGAUGCGGCCGAUCUGUUGGAGGGUCGACUGUUCCCGGAUGCGAGAAUCCUGGUCACGUGCUCGCCCAACAACUCGACCGCCCUCGCGCCCUUGGUCCAGCGUAGGAUCCAUCUGGCCGGUCUCGAAUGGCCGCAUGUUGAGCGACUUUGCGUGGCCUACUUUAUUCACAAUGACAUUGCCGAGAAGGCCUGCGAAUUCCUUGAGGCGCUCAACGUACAGCCGCAAUCUGUCAGGCAGCUCGGCCAGCAUCCGCUCGGCUGGAUCAUGCUCUGCUGCCUGUAUCAGGAUUCCGGAAGUCUACCGACCGAGACAAGCGCUCUUGUACAAGCGGCGGUGAAGUGCAUCGUAAAGAGGAGCUUAGACCCACCGAUUCCCUAUAACGAAGAGAUUCCGGGGCACUGCAGGAAGCGCCUCGAGGACUUCGGCAAGGUAUCCUUGGCCGCUCUACGGGAAAACAGAUGCUGUUACACGGAAGCUGAGUUGAGGGCGCGGGGCGGCGGCAUCGAGGUCACGCGGCUCGGCUUCCUGACCAGGGGACUAACUUUCGGCCAGAGACGCAAGCCUGAUCUCUACACGCCAAUCCACACGGCGGUGGCGGAGUUCUUGGCGGCGUACUAUCUCACUUCAGUGGCGCAGUAUGCCAAUAUUUUGCGCCGCGAAUUGGAGGGUCUGCCCUCUGGCAUCAUCGGUCAUCUGGCCGGCCUGCUUGGUCCCAAGACCCACUUAAUUCUGAACCAAUUAUGCCCGUUGGAAGUGCCACCUAGAGCUGUGUUCUCCUUGUUAAAGGCGGCCGGCGCGUCCGAUGGCAACAUCUCGGCGGUCUGCCGACUAGUCGGGGCAGGCCCCGGUUUCGGUCCCGCGCCCAACGAACGACCGCCAGCCCCGUUGGUUCACACGUCACCCCUAGAAUUAGAAGGAUGGGCCAGGAUUCUGGAAAGUCCCGCUUGCACGCUCGAAGCGCUCGAGGUAGUGUUCCAAGUGGAACGAGGGUCCGAUCCCCGAUACCUCGACGAUUUCUUCGACGCUCUCGCUGGCAACGAGAGCGUCAAACUUGUCAGGAUCACGUCUCUGCUGGGACAAGAAUUCCCGGCGGACGAGGCGCAGCGAUUGGCCGGACACCUGAAGAGCGUGCUUGGCAAAAAGAAGCUCAACGACUUUGAGCUUGUCAUCACUUGUCUCGAGGAGGCGGCCCAUGAUAGACUGGAGUGCGUGGUGAACGCUCUUUGUCGCGGCCUGAGUCACGCCUCCGGCAGCCUGUCACGACUGGUGCUCGACAUGAAUCUGUCCGGCGAGCAAGUGUCCCGGGUCUGCGAGGCACUUCGCGGCUGCAUCCAAGUGCAGGCGCUGCACUUGCCCCAUUUAGGCUGCGGAUGCGAGGGCCUCGCCUCGGUGGCCGAAUUGCUGAAGGAACGGCCGCUGCUGGCACUCAACCUGGCUGGCAGCUGGGGCGCAAAGAACGAGGAUCCGUCCAGCUCUGGCAUCAGUAUGGGUUCAGGUUCCGGUUCCGGAAGCAGCGGCUGUGCCUCCAGCACCCUCGGCACCCUUCCCUUGAAUCGUUGCUACUCGUCUUUGCCCAGAAGCGCAUUGACGGCCUAUGGCAGUCUCACAAGACCCGCUACCCUGCCACGACUUCCUUUGGGCCUCGGCUUAGGCCCGGCACCUGCUACUGGCAACGGGCCCCUACCGCAAAACGAUCGGGAUCGAGACAGCAACGGUAGCAGCAAACGUAAUAGCGACAGCGUGCUCUGUCAUCGAUUACCUCUCUUACACCCUUUGCCUACUUGCGACGUCAGCAGUCAUCACGGCACCGGCUUUCACGAGAUAUUCAACGCUAUCAGAGAACCAAACUGCAAGCUAAGAUCUCUGAACGUGUCCAAGUGUCUUCUAGGCGGUUUAGAUGCCGGCUGUUUAGGCGAGACCAUUAGAAGGGCCCGUAAUUUGGACGCUCUGAGGGCGGCCGGUGCGUCGAGGCCAGCUGAUGUGAUGCCGCUGGUACUAGCUUUGACAGAAGCGCCGUGUCUCCAGUUACUGGACUUGUCCAGUCCUCGAUUGGCUUUGGACGAUCAUCCCUCGAGACUAUUAUGCCACGCUCUGGCCAGGAACACGACUCUGAAACUGCUUAGUUUGGAAGGAUGGACCUUUCGAAUAGAGGAAUCCGACAGUCUGGCAGUGUUCUCCGAGUUGUUGAGAUACACGAGCGUGCGUGAACUAAGCCUGUGCAACGCACGCUUGCAUUUAGCGGUGCAUGAGGGUCCUUUGGCGAGAUUAGGACGUCGGGACGAUGCCGGCGCCGAGCUUCUCCGAGCCGCACCACCUCCGGCUUGUCCUGCGAUCGUUUUCCUCAGACUAGCGGGAUUCCAGGUGACAGUGAACGAUCGUUUGGCGUUGCGCGGACCGUUGUUGCUACCGUUCCUGGCGGGUUUCACAUCGCUGAGCGAGCUCGAUCUGUCGCUGGACAAGUCGACGAUCGGCGGUAGCAGCGGCUCGUUGCUCUUCAUCGACGACAAGAUACUGCAGCAAUUCUUCUGUUGUCUGGCGGCGCAUUUUCGCAGUCUACAAUCGCUCCGGAUCAACUUUUGGCGGAUCACUCUGGAGGACAGCGACCGCACGAUGCGGCAGAUCGCCAAGUAUCUCAAGUUGUGCGGCCUGAGCUUCCUAAGGGCGAACGGCCUGAUUGUCACUGACAGCGCCAAGCGGGUGCAAAUGGAGCACGUGUUCGUGCAGACGAUCCUCACGCAUUUGCAAUGCCUCACUUGGUUGUGCCUGGACGGCGUUGAGCUUACCGAGGCGCAAGCCACCAGUAUCGGCAAGUGCGUGCGCGAUCGUUAUCCCGGCACCGCCUUGGAAAUCAGUGCCAAAGACGUGCACAUGAAAUCGGUCAAGGCUCUGGUGACCGCGGCCGAGGAAGGUGGCAGAACGGAAGUAGUUUAUACCGGCGGCCCCAGUUGCCGCCUGAAGAUCACGAAGAUGCAGAAGGGCGGUCGGGGUAAAAAAAAAUGAGGUGGUCGCAAAUUAUAAUUUUGGAGAAAGUUACCUUGGAAUAAUUUGCCGCGAGGCAAGGGAAAAAAAAAACGAAGAAUCAAUCGAACGAAAUGAUUUGAUCUCUUCGCGAAUGAGAUUAGAUUGUGAUUAAAAGAAUCCAGACAGAGAAGGAAUUAGAGAACAAGAAGAAGGAAUAAAGUCGACAGAUCGUACUCCGAGGAAGAUGUAGAGAAUCAAACGAAAAAUUAAAGAGAGAUAUAAUAUAGAUGUAACACAGAUUUUCUAGAAAAGACAAAUAUAUCGAGCGAGAAUCAACGUCGAUUUCAGUCGUGUGACGCACGGUGAAGGAGAGAAUGAAAAUGCAAGGGGAUAUAAAAGAGGAAAUGCGGGUUAACUUUGUGGAUUUUUAUCUUACUGUGAUUUCAUUUCCUGCGCGUGCGUUUCGGGACGCGUUAAUCUAUAAUGUAGACUUUAUAGAUUGUAGCGAUUAUUAGCUCUCAAAGAUGAUUCAUUGCGACAACGAAAAGUAUUUUCGCUCAUCUAACGUUUUCAUGAAACUAAUAGUAUCAAAAAAGCACAAACAAAAAUAUUUGUUACGUAAAAUGACUUUUUAACAAAAUGAAUAUCAUUGGCCGUCAAUAAAAUUGGAUCACAUGAGUAAAACUGUUGCCAAACGAAGAAGCAAGAGAGAAAAAUCUGUUUGAAAGUAAAUAUUUCUUUUUUCUCUUUCGGCAAAAAGCAAAAUUUAAUAUUAGCUUGUAAGUAGCAUCGAUAUCGGAGUCGAUAUUAAUAAAUUAAUAAUAAAAAACAUGAUUGUUCUAAAAAUAGUAGCUUGCAAGUAGCAUCAUUAUCAGAAUCGAUAUUAAUAAUUACAUGUCUUAUUUUUCCUUCCACAUGUUUUCGUAUUUUCUGCAAUCUCUUAUGCGAAUAAAAUCUUUGUUUUCAGGCGCACGAGAAAUUAUAUUAUUUUCAAUUAUAUAUUUCAAAAUAUUCGCUUUAAUGAAUAGGAGCAAAAUCGCUUUUGCUUCAUAUUUUAUUUAUAUAAUCCAUCAUAGCUAUCAGUGGAUUUUUGUGGAUAAAUCUCAUUAUUAUUGUUAGAAACCUAAAAAAAUAGUUGAUUGGGAUUCCGUUGGAUGAACGAAAGCUCGAUGCCGUGUGUGUGAAAGAAUCUUUUUAAUAUUUUUUAAAGAACGAGAGGAAACGGAAAUAAUUAUCGCGAGACGAGAAGAAUAUUUAAGCGGGAAAACAAGAGGCUGUUGCAAUUACAUAAGUAACGUUUGUUGUUGUUAGAUGGAGAUGUAAGAUAUAAUUCAGAGUAAUAUAUUAUUUAGCGAUAUAGAUCACACGAUCGUCACACGAUAUUAUUAAAUGUUACGACCGACUGUCAUUUGUGAUCGGCGAGGAGAUUCGGUAGCUUUACCGAACCGGGUGGCGUAUUGUUGAGGAUUUGAAGAAAUUUUAUAGAAUAAAUUUUAAACGCGCGGUAAAAUACACGAAACACACACGUACGUGCGUAUUACGUAUAUAUUACGCAUUUUUCCGCGAAAGGCGUGAAAGCAAAGAAAGUCGAACAUUCAUAAUUCUCUAACAAUAAGAUAAGGAGUACACAUAUAGGCAGAAGAGGCACCGAUGCAGGCUAUAUAUUGUUGUAUAAAAUAAUUACUUAUUGUAAUUAAGAUGACUGCCAAACGUAAUAUUUGAAGAGCCGCAUUCUUCGCGUGCUGCAUUUAGCGCUAAUGAUGUUAAUGUAUAUCGUUAUUCUAAUAAAAAAAAAUGAUCGCUUCCAAUGUCAUUGUGAAUAAGCGUCCGAUCAUCUUUAGCGCUAGAUGUGAAUUGCGAAUGCUUUGGUACCGUUUAUCAAUGUCGCGCAAACAUUUUAGAAAGUCGUUCCUACGAUUGUGCUACGAAUCCAAUAAAGCGUAUCUUACGUGAGCCGAGAACGAGUUACGCGCAACGUGAUUUCGAUUGAUAGAUGAUCGAUCGUGAUCAACCGCACCAACGAUAACUGCCAUUCAACUGGAACCACUAAUAAAAAUAGAAGGAAGCAAUCGGCAAAACGCGAAGGGAGUCUUUGUUGAUUUUUGAGUUCCGCCUUAUAUAAAGCGCCGAUCGAAAAUCUGACAUCAAUCUUAAUAAAUGCGUAUAUAAUAUAUACUGUAAAAAAAUAUUAAAUGUCAUAAAAAUUUUUAUUAUAGAACGAGAUAUAUAUAUAUAUAUAUAUAUAUACUUGAGAAGCUAUAUAAAAAUAAUAUACAAAAAUAUUUAAAUAAAUUUUAAUUUUAUUGGAGAGUUCGAUUAAUAAUCUUUAAAAAAUGUUUGAUUUAAUUAAUUAAUUAAAUAAUUUCAGUUUCAACGUCUUAACUUCUUUAAAAAAAAUUUUAUUGCAUUUUUAAAACAUUAUAUAUCAAAUGUCUUUUGUGAUCAAUCUUUAAAUUGAAUUUUGAAAAAAAAAAGAAACUAUAAUAUUUGUCCGAAAAUAAUUCUAUAAUUAAAUUAAUUGAUUCUAGAGGAUCUCUUAGCUCCAAUACAUGUGAAAAAAAAAAUUACAGCUGAAAUAUCAAAAAUGCAAGACUGUUCAUUGCUUUUUUGAUUUAUGAUUUCGGAUUUUGUCUGGCGCUUAUACACGACAGUACUCGUUGAGAAUUUUCUCUCCCUUUUCGUGAUGUUUUUCUAGGACGUACAGCAUCAUCCUGCGUAAUCCUUUAUUAUCCGAAACUAGAUACGUAAAUGCUCCCGCUCGAGCGUGUGUAUGACGAAUUUUGUCAUUUUUGAUAGUUUGCUAUGUAAAUACAUAAGAAUUUCUUCGCAAUCAUACUGCGCGCCACGAAAGAGAUUACACCGCGCGAUCUGUUAACAUUUGUGAGCCCAUUUUACGAGAAAAUCAACACUCGGCAAGACUGAAGUUGAUGGUCACAUAUAUAUAUAUAUAAUACACUUCAUACACACGCGCGCACACAAGUGCAUACACAAAUAUAUAUUAGUUACGUGGCCAAGCGAUUAAAAUCGCGGCAACUUGCGAGAUAAGCGCCCAAUAUACUCGCACGUGCCAAGAAUCAACUUGAAUAAUUUUAUUAUAAAUAUUUAUGUAUUUAUAUGUGUACACACAUAUCUUCUCGAAAUAAAUGUAAUAUGUGUUUGAGAA